Messenger RNA from Drosophila novamexicana, 3879 nucleotides. RefSeq names its product COPII coat assembly protein SEC16. The coding region runs from base 102 to 3419 and encodes 1105 amino acids. The record is from RefSeq and is a predicted model, not a curated record. Lineage: Eukaryota; Metazoa; Arthropoda; Insecta; Diptera; Drosophilidae. The transcript is spliced from 9 exons.
CAGAAGCAGCCGGUUAGCCAGCGGGCCAACAACAAGUCGCAGAUAGAUGUGUGUAUGUGUGUGUGUGUGUGUGUGUGCGUCUAACUAAUUGAAAUAAUGUCAUGCAUUGGCUCGACGGCAUUUCUUUGGAUGACAAUUUAAUUAGCGGACGCGCCAGCGGCAGCAACGGCGACAACAGCGACAACAAUCAGCGGAAAUCAACGCAAAGCUCAUCGCCAGCAAAAUCAAAACGAAGACGUCAUGCACACUAUAAGCUAAAUAGCAGAUUGGAUAGAAAGUCAUCACGUGGCAUGAUAUACGAAAAUGAAGAGCUCAGGUUGCGCACAAUCAACAUAAAUGCGGAAGUCGAGCGAGGUCAAUCGGAUAUCAAACGUUUGCGCCGUGAAAAUGAGCAGCUGCGUCGCGAGAUCUGGACUCUGCGCGACGAAUGCGAUCGGUUAAACAAGCGCUUUAAGGCGAAGCUAAGUGAGCACGAGUACGGCGGAUGUCGCGGCAGCGGUAGCAGCGGGCGACGCUGCAGCGGCAGCAGAGGCAGCGCAGGUUGUGAUGGAAACAGUGAUGACUCUGACUCAUGUGAUACGUGUCGCUGCGAGGACGAUGGCCACUGCAGCGACGAGUGCUGCCAGGAGCGUGGUUCCUGUGUGUCUAUCAAGCAGUCGAUGCCGCCCGAGGAGGCGACCGUCAAAGCGGCUAAUGAUAGCACUUCGACAACCAAGCCGGAAAACCAGGCCAUGCACUUUGACCAUCUGUCUGUGGUUUCCGAGGAGACACUCAGCAAUCCGGAAAUGCAGCUGGCGCAGCAGACGCCGGAGCAUCAUCUCAUGAUUUGUACGCCCGAUCUCAAUAGCUCGCAGAGCACCCUGCCCAGCCUGGUGGGUCCACUAACCCCACUAACGCCCGUAGAACAGGUGGCUAAUCAGCUUAACGAUUUGCAGGCCAUGGUGCCUCCGCUCUCCUACUUUGAGAACAUACUGUCCCAGCACAUGGGCGCCAAUACGGUGCUAACGCCUACGCCCGAGCUGGGCACCAGCUCCAGCACGACCACCGGAAAUACGAUGAAGCAUACCAAUGGCUGGGAUUACAAUUUGCAGUCGCCGUUCUCGCAGCGCAAAUACUCGAAUACAUCGUCACCGUCACGCUCACCGCCACCGCCGCCGCCGCCGCUAACCACCUUUGUGCCCACAAGCACGCUGCAAACCAUGCCCAAGAUAGCGCUGAAUGUGCCAACCACAAAUGGAGCUGGCGGCGGCGGCAUCAUCGAGACCGUUGCCAUAACCACAAACGGCACGCAGCAAGCGCUCAAUAGCCCGAAGCACUUCUUUGCGCCCAUAAAGCCGCGCCUCAAGCUCAACACAGAGCUUGCCAAUCGGGGACAGGAUGCACUACCGCCGGGCUCGCCGCCGCCGCCGAUGGAGCCGGCAACGCCGUUGCGUGAGCCCCCGGAUAUAUUUGUCAAUAAUGCGCUUGCCUCACCGUACAAGCGGCCCGGCCCCCGGCUCUCACCACAAGUAAGUCCGCGUCAUCGCACGCGCUCCCAUUGCCAGCUGCACCACAGCCAGCCCUGCCAGGCGCACGCCCAUCAGCAACGCCAGCGCCAUUGCCAGCAGCUCCAGCCACCGCUCCCCCUCCCGGGGGAGCCCGCACCGCAGCACUGUUCGCUGCAUCGGGCAGUGGUCAAUGUGGCCGCUGCCGUCGGCUUGGGCGUUGGCGGUCCUGAGGCGAACGCCUGCGGCGGCAGCGUGGUUGACAUUUAUACCGCUGCGCUAGCCGCUGCUGCUUCGGCUGCCGCUGCCCAAGCAGCAUUAGCGUCAGCACCGCCAACUCCACUGACCCUGAUUCGCUCCGUGGAGCCAGUCUACGCAACCGCACAAAAAGACUGCCACAGCAGCUGCAUAUCGGCCCUGACCAAGCCAGUGAUGACCGCCACCACAAACACCACAAAGACAACCGCAUCGCCGCUGCGUCAGCCCGCAAAGCUUACCGCUUGUGCAGCCAGCUGCAAAACAAUUCCCGCGGUGGUCUCCACAGCGAGCAUCGUGGAUAUUGGCAGUCAGACGGAUUCAGUGAACUUGGAGUCAUUGCUAAACGAUAUACAGACAAUUUCGGGCGACAUUCUGGCCAUACAGCUGGAGAAAAGUAAAUCGCGGGAUAAUCUUAUAAAUGGCAAAAACGACAAGGACAAAAGUAAACCGUAUCGCUCCGAGAUGAAUCUCUAUUUGCAAUACGACGGCACAAAUCCGACCAUUUCGAACGCAGCAACAUCUACUGUGGCUGCCAGCAACGCAUCCGACUCGAGCAGCAGCCACAAGCUAUCGAGUCGCACUCGGUCGCUGGAGCGCGAGCACACGGACAGUCCGGCGCCGCAUAUGCCGGAUCCGAUGGCGCCAUUUCCGGAAAAGUGCAGCUAUCUGGGCUUCGAGCAGCUCAAUAAUCAGGCUGUCGCCGUGAAGCAGUCCCCAUCUGGCCAGAAGCCGCCUGUAGGCGUUAAGCCUAGUCUGCCUGCCAAACCGCCGCCGCCGCUGCCACCAGCGCGACGUCCGGCCGUUCCCACAGAGCCGCCACCAGAGCCGCCGGCUGGACUUUCGCCGAACAAAAGCCAUCUGUACAAAUCGCUGGCCACGGCGGCAGCCAAAAGAGCCAUCUUUCGGUCGACGCCAACGCAGCUGACGCGUUCCCUGGAUGUGGAGUGCACAGCUGAUUCUGCGGCAGCCAACGAGGAGGAGGAUGAUGAGGAGGCGGCCAAGCGCAAAGCGCGCCGCGUCUCCAUUGUGUGUGGCGAUGAGCAGCCCGUAGUAAAUGAUGUUGCACCCACUGCGCCUACAGCAACAGCCAGCUGUGGUGACCUGACCAGCGCCGCGGCCAGCGUACUCAUCCAUCCCAGCAUUAAGGCCUUUAGGCAGAUCAGCCACAGUACGCCCAGUUCUCCACAUUCCUCGCGGCGGCGCACCAACAGCAACACAAUGACAGCUGGGCAUGGUGAGGUGACGGGCACAGCCUCAGCGCCGCCCAGCACCACACACCAUCAUCAUCACAGGAAGGAGAACAGCGAUCCGGCGCCCAUGACGGCCACAGUCAGCCGCACAAAAUGCUCGCGACGCCACUCGGAGGGCACCGUGCACAGUGUGCAUCGCAUCAGCAACUCGAGCGGUGGUGCUGGUGGUCAUCAUCAUCACCACACGCACCACCAUCAGCACAGCAGCCUGAUCAACAGCAAUCCGCAUCAUAGCCACCAUUCCCAUCAGGACAGCAACCAUGAGACGGUCACCUCCCAAUCCGAUCGCAAUUCGAAUAGUUUUGGAUCCUCGCGCGAAUCCUCGACCAGCUUCAGCAUGCGUUCUAAUCGGCGCAAGAUCUCUAUAAGCUCCCAUACGGGCGGCAAGAUACCCUGGUGCGGCUGCUGGGGCAAUGGGUGUCUCUAAGGCGAGGCUUCUGACUGUACUUAAAUUUGGGGUUUGCAUUACGUAUUAUCGACAGUAGCUUGCCGUUUGCCGUCCUGCGAUCAAAAGGAAACCAUUUUUUUUGGACCCACCCACGUGUUUGUGUAUGGUAUUAGCUAGUCUUAAAUGAAACGCCAGAAAGUACGCCAUCUUUUCGAACCAAUUUUCAUUAAAAUAAGCAUUUUUCAAAAAAUCGUCAAGUACAAAAAGAGUAAAAACACAAUUCGAUGCGGUUCAGUUCUAGGUUAACGACUUAAGAUUAAUGUUUUAAUGUAGCCUAAUUAAAUAAUUCCGUUCCGUUCGAAAUUGUAUGCAAUUAAUUAAGUUAUUACUUAUAUUUGAUUGUACAUAAUCUGUCAAGUGAGUAUUUCAAUUCUAUGUAGAGUGUAUUACAGAAAUUAUUUGUAAUAUAAUUCAAUAUUGUUGUUCAAUUCGGAUAAAC